Messenger RNA from Scutellospora calospora, 500 nucleotides. The record is from the annotation of a GenBank genome assembly. Lineage: Eukaryota; Fungi; Glomeromycota; Glomeromycetes; Diversisporales; Gigasporaceae.
AUUUAACUGGAAAUUAUAAUGAAGUAUUUUUUGCUAUUCAAGCAAAAUAUAGAAAGAAUCUUUAUGAUGAACAAGCUGAAGAUAUUAAAAAAUUUGAUAAAGCUCUUGAAUCACAACCUAGAGAAGUUGUAGGAUUUUUUGUUACUACUAUUGAUUUUUCAACAGAAUCUAAAGAAGCAGCAUUAAAUUCUAAAAGAAAAAUAUUUUUAUGUAAUACAGAUAAUAUUGUUAGUAAAAUUAAAAGUUUAUCAUUAGUAAAAGAAAAAGUAUAUAAAAAAAAUGUAAUACUCGAUGACAAAGAACAAUCAUUGAAACCAUCAGUUAAUUAUUUAAAACAGUUAAAAGAAGUAAAGAAUAUAAUAGAUAAAUGGGAAAAUAAUGGAUGGCGUGGACAAAAUAAUCAAGAACUUAAAGCACCGAGAAAAUUAUGUAAUGAAAUCAAUGAAUUACUUAAAAAGAAAAUUAAUGUAACUUUUUAUUAUCUUAAAAAUCAAAAUUAG